CAACUUGUGGCAAGCAAAGAUGGCGGCUGCUAGUAGUGAUAGUGUUGGUGGGCGAAGGAAUUCUAAACGGGCGUUCAUAGAACGAGAUUACUCUGGAGGGACAGCCGUGCGAUUCGAAGAGAAGUUUCCAAAGGAACUACUAGGAAUAGUGGAUGAGAGAGUUGUUGUGAAUAUGGUAGCCCGGAUCAAUGCUGUUUUCAAGGAAGCUGAACACGUCGGGUGUUUGUCGUGCCUGGAGGGAACUGUUGCCUGGCUGUCGUUGUUUACAAUUCAUAUGUGUACGAGGACAAACUACGAAAAGUGUCUUGACAGAAUUGCAGACUUUGUUCAAGAACAAAACAGAACCUUGUUUAGCUCGAAAGGCGUAACUAUGAUUGAUCCAAUGGAACGAGGACUUAGAGUUAUUGAAUUUAUUAUUGAAGAACCAGCAACUCACUGAGAUAUGUGUGAAACAUGAUACCAUAGCAUGGAUUAGUGACUAUGUGAUGGAUGCUCCAGUUUGUACUUAAUUAAGUAGAGAAGCUACAUCUAU
Corticium candelabrum is the source of this 532-nucleotide messenger RNA. RefSeq names its product golgin subfamily A member 7-like. Gene Ontology annotation, biological process: peptidyl-L-cysteine S-palmitoylation; protein targeting to membrane. The transcript is spliced from 5 exons. Gene Ontology annotation, cellular component: palmitoyltransferase complex. The record is from RefSeq and is a predicted model, not a curated record. Lineage: Eukaryota; Metazoa; Porifera; Homoscleromorpha; Homosclerophorida; Plakinidae. Bases 20 to 439 code for a protein of 139 amino acids.